AUGGUACCCAAUCUAGAGUGCCGGAUGUACGAAGCCAUGUUGCCGGAGGUAGACCAGCCGGUGAUGAUCGAAAUCAAGAGGAUCGACAGCCAGAUGGCGGUGUACGUCUCCUUAGUGGAAUACAACAACAUUGAAGGCAUGAUGUCCCUCAUGGAGCUCUCCCGCACCCGAAUCAGGAGCAUCAACCGGGUCGUCAAGGUCGGCCGGGUCGAACCUGCCAUGGUCCUCAAGGUGGAAAAGGACAAAGGCCACGUCGACCUCAGCAAACGAAGGAUUUCCAACGUGGAGAGAGCGGCUUGCGAAGAAAGGUACAACAAGAGCAAGCUGGUCCACUCGAUCUUGCGCCACGUGGCAGAGACGGUCGAGAUUGACCUAGAAGAUUUGUACGUCCACAUCGGAUGGCCUUUGUAUAGGAAAUACGGUCACGCUUUCGAGGCGUUCAAGCUGAUGGUGACCGACCCGGAUUCUGUUCUCGGUUCGAUCGGUUUGAUCGGUUCGGACAACUCGUCGGUUCGGUCGAUCAUCACCGAUGAACUUAAGGAUGCCUUAGUGAAGAAUAUCCGGGGAAGGAUGACGCCUCAGCCGUUGAAGAUUCGGGCGGAUAUCGAGCUCAAGUGUUUCCACUACGACGGCGUUCUUCACAUUAAGGAAGCCAUGCGGAAAGCCGAGGCGGCCGGCGACGAGGAUUGCCCGGUGAAGGUGAAGCUGGUGGCUCCUCCGGCGUACGUGAUGAUCACGCAGACUCUGGAUAGGGUGCGUGGAUUGGAAGUUUUGAACAAGGCGAUCGAGGCCGGAACCGAGGAGAUUGAACGACACAAGGGGAAGUUGGUGGUGAAGGAAGCUCCUAGGGUUGUGAGUGAACGUGAGGAUAGAUUGCUUGCGGAACAAAUGGCUAAGUUGAGUAGUCAAAAUGCGGAUAUUAGCGAUGAUGAUGAAGAGGAGGAAGAAGAAGGCAUGGGAGAGAUUGAUCUGGAUAAGGGGCAAGGCAUCAUUGAAUGA
Oldenlandia corymbosa var. corymbosa is the source of this 999-nucleotide messenger RNA. NCBI's taxonomy places the organism in Eukaryota, Viridiplantae, Streptophyta, Magnoliopsida, Gentianales, Rubiaceae. The record is from the annotation of a GenBank genome assembly.